CUAAAUCCCCCCCCCCCCCCAAUUCCCUUCCAUCAGUCACCACCACUUUCUUUAAUUAUCGUCGUGAACGCAUGCGCCCCAUCCACGUUCUUCCUAUCCGUCGCUAUCUUCCUAGCGCUAAAUCAUUCGAGUGGUUUAUUUAGACGUUGAACAGCUGAACAGUUCAAAUACAAAGGUUUCUUCACAAAGUCCACAAAAAUGGCACUCAUUUACAUCGAGGACAACGAUCCCUGGUUAGCAGAAUAUGAAGCCUGUGAGAAGCUUUUCAGAGAAAUUAUGGAACAAUUUACAGCGCGGAAUAAACAUUCCAAAACUCUGCAAGCGUACGCGAGUAUAUCUGCAAAUAUACGUAUUCAUUUGAAACAGUAUAGUCGUGAAGUUCAACAACUCAAGAACAAAGUAGAUGAUGCUUUAAAAUCUAAAGCUAUAACUGUUGAAGAGGCAGAACGAAGGAUACGUCAAAUUGAAAUACUGGAGAGCAAAGAUGUACAAUUACAAAAGUUAUACGAUGCACGUACAAAUAGCUAUGCAUCUUCCCGUGCAAGUUUACUUACAACAGGAACAUCAGCUUUCGCGGAUGGAGGCACUACCUCUUGGGCAGCCGACGACGACGACGAUAAGCCCGUAGAUACACAAGUAACUGUUACUGAUCUUGUGACUCACCAAGAUAAGAUUCUACAAGAGCAAAAUAAAGGUUUAGAAGAAUUAGGUAAAGUUAUUGCAAAGCAAAAACAAAUUGGUCAGACCAUUAGCGACGAAGUAGAUCACCAAAAUGAAAUAAUCAGCAAUCUAGCUGAUCACAUGGAUACAACAAACAAAUCGAUAGUUAAUAAAACACAGCGAAUAAUAAUAAUUGAUUCGAAAAAUAAUGUAUGUUGUUACUGGAUAGUAAUAAUUUUUCUUUUUAUUUGUAUUAUCACAGUUGCCUUAGCUCUGUAGUAACUACUGUAUAAAAAAGGACAGAUUUUUUUUUUUUUUAAUGUAAAUUAAUUCUGUAUAUAUGUGUAAAAAUUUCAUUCUUACAAGUUAAUGUAUUUUAUGCUUUUUUCAUUAUUUAUUAAUAUUAAGUCAGUAUUUUGUUUUAUAUAUUAUAUAAAAUAUAUUGUAAUUAUCAACAGGAACAUAAAAUAAAUUAAAAUAAAUAUUUUAAUUCAU
Frieseomelitta varia is the source of this 1155-nucleotide messenger RNA. RefSeq names its product syntaxin-8-like (gene Syx8). The transcript is spliced from 7 exons. Gene Ontology annotation, biological process: intracellular protein transport; vesicle fusion. Lineage: Eukaryota; Metazoa; Arthropoda; Insecta; Hymenoptera; Apidae. Gene Ontology annotation, molecular function: SNARE binding; SNAP receptor activity. The record is from RefSeq and is a predicted model, not a curated record. Gene Ontology annotation, cellular component: endomembrane system; SNARE complex. Bases 199 to 939 code for a protein of 246 amino acids.